Melitaea cinxia (Glanville fritillary) is the source of this 1232-nucleotide messenger RNA. It is a transcript of the gene Ppt1, whose product is annotated as palmitoyl-protein thioesterase 1. Lineage: Eukaryota; Metazoa; Arthropoda; Insecta; Lepidoptera; Nymphalidae. The record is from RefSeq and is a predicted model, not a curated record. Gene Ontology annotation, biological process: receptor-mediated endocytosis; protein depalmitoylation. The transcript has 5 exons. Bases 60 to 950 code for a protein of 296 amino acids. Gene Ontology annotation, cellular component: lysosome. Gene Ontology annotation, molecular function: palmitoyl-(protein) hydrolase activity.
GAAUAGGCAUAUAGAAAUUAUAUAUAGAAUUAUACAGAAAUAGGCAUUUUAUUGUCAAUAUGAAGUGGUUAGGUUUAACAUUAAUAUUAUUAUUUAAUUACAUUUCUGCUGAACCUAACCCAAUAGUGCUAUGGCAUGGAAUGGGUGACACAUGCUGCCUAGCCUACAGCUUAGGGCUAUUCAAAUCGUUUUUAGAAAGACAAAUCCCUGGAGUGUAUGUGCUUUCUUUGAGGAUAGGGAAUUCUACAGUAGAAGAUUUAGAAAAUGGUUACUUUAUGUCUCCAAAUAAACAAGUGGAAUAUGUUUGUGAAGAACUUGCCAAGGAUCCAAAACUUAAAAAUGGUUUUAAUGGUAUAGGAUUUUCACAGGGAAGCCAGUUUCUACGGGCAGUGGUGCAGCGUUGUGGUCAUAAAUUGGGGCCAAUAAAGAAUUUGAUCACACUUGGUGGCCAACAUCAGGGCGUAUACGGUCUCCCUCACUGCUUUGCUUUACAGCAUGAAUCCUGCGACUAUGUAAGAAAGUUGCUAAACUACGCAGCAUAUUACAGCUGGGUCCAAAAAUCCCUCGUGCAAGCAACAUACUGGCACGAUCCUUUAGACGAGGCUACAUACAAAAAAAGCAGCGAAUUCCUCGCUGACAUAAACAACGAAAUGAAAAUUAACCAAACUUAUAUCGACAAUCUGAACAAUCUGGAACACUUCGUGAUGGUCAAGUUUGACGGUGAUAGCAUCGUGCAGCCGAGAGAAACUGAGUGGUUCGGAUUCUACGCUCCUGGACAAGCGAAGAAACUUCUAACCUUACAACAGUCUGCUAUAUAUAAACAGGAUCGUUUGGGAUUAAAGAAAAUGGACGAAGCAGGUAAGCUAGUGUUUCUCUCUCAACCUGGCGAUCAUCUUCGUUUUACAGAAGAAUGGUUCAUAGAAAGCAUUAUAAAACCAUACCUGAUCUAAUCACGCUAAGACUGAUAAGCGUGUUAUAAAAAAAUCUCAUUUAAGAUCCUAUUAUCGAAAUUAAUUAAGUAUAAAGUGCAAUAAUUAACCAGUUAUUGGAUAUUAGUUUGAUAAGUACUAAAUAAAAUUAUGAACUAUUUUAUCAUUUUUUAUAUUUUAAGAAAAAUUGUUUACUGAAAAUUUUUAAGUAAAUACUUCAUGUUACGCUUAAAUCGUUUGUUUAUUAAUGACAUAAUUAUAUUAAUAAGUAAAAUGAAUUUUAAAUAAAGUUUAAAACUAGAA